UUGUGAAAGAUGGUGGAUCGCCUGGCAAACAGCGAGGCAAACACGAGAAGGAUCAGCAUCGUGGAAAACUGCUUCGGAGCGGCUGGCCAGCCCCUCACUAUUCCUGGGCGUGUCCUGAUUGGGGAGGGAGUGCUGACGAAGCUGUGCAGGAAGAAGCCCAAAGCCAGGCAGUUCUUCCUCUUCAACGACAUCCUUGUCUACGGCAACAUCGUCAUCCAGAAGAAGAAGUACAACAAGCAGCACAUAAUCCCCCUGGAAAACGUCACCAUUGAUUCCAUCCAGGAUGAGGGGGACUUGCGGAACGGGUGGCUCAUCAAGACGCCCACCAAGUCGUUUGCCGUUUACGCCGCCACCGCCACGGAGAAGUCCGAGUGGAUGAACCACAUCAACAAGUGCGUCUCUGACCUGCUUUCCAAGAGCGGGAAGAGCCCCAGCAGCGAGCACGCGGCCGUCUGGGUGCCGGACUCGGAGGCCGCCGUCUGCAUGCGCUGCCAGAAGGCGAAGUUCACGCCGGUCAACCGCCGGCACCACUGCCGCAAGUGCGGCUUCGUGGUCUGCGGGCCGUGCUCCGAGAAGAGGUUCCUCCUGCCCAGCCAGUCCUCCAAGCCCGUGCGCAUCUGCGACUUCUGCUACCAGCUGCUGGCCACCGGCGAGAUGACUGCUUGCCAGUCCUCCAGGUCAGACUCCUACAGCCACUCGCCAAAGUCCUCUCUAAACGAUGUGUCCGACGAGGACGACGAUGAAGACAGCAGCGAUUAAGGACCAAA
Molecule: messenger RNA, 767 nt
Organism: Indicator indicator
Lineage: Eukaryota; Metazoa; Chordata; Aves; Piciformes; Indicatoridae
Gene: PLEKHF2
Product: pleckstrin homology and FYVE domain containing 2
Exons: 1
Coding region: 10-759 (249 amino acids)
Molecular function (GO): metal ion binding; phosphatidylinositol binding
Source: RefSeq, a predicted model, not a curated record